AUGACGGUCCCCUACGGAGAUCCUCGCUCCCCAUAUCACCGCAAGCAGGCAUUUGACCUUGGCGAUUUGGGCUUUGGUAUCACCUCCAACACGUUGACACUGUGCUGCGACUGCUUGGGCCUCAUUGCGUACCCCGAGGGUGCUCGGGGGUCGGGAUCCGGUGUCUCCAUGGUUCGUAAUCGCCUGUUGGUGAUUCAGUGCACGGCCACUGUUCUGAACUACGAAUACAUUCUCGCUUUCGUCCUUGAACAGGUAGCUAAUCUUCACAUCUAUUUCAAAGCUACGGGCAUCGUGUCGAUCGACCAUGCCCAUCCGCCAAAGACGCUUUCACUGUGGGGAAUAGUCGUUGCUCUAUGUGUCCUAGCUGUUAGCCAUCAACAUCUGUUCUAUCUACGCAUCGAUCCAGCCUUAGACGGGGUACAGAACACAGUCAUCUAUGAUGAUAUUAAGUCCGUUAUGGACGAUCCUCAGCUGGACCUCUUGGGUGUAGUGUUUCGUGUCCACACGACGCCCAUCACCUAG
Aspergillus alliaceus is the source of this 522-nucleotide messenger RNA. RefSeq names its product copper amine oxidase. Lineage: Eukaryota; Fungi; Ascomycota; Eurotiomycetes; Eurotiales; Aspergillaceae. The transcript has 2 exons. Gene Ontology annotation, biological process: amine metabolic process. Gene Ontology annotation, molecular function: primary methylamine oxidase activity; copper ion binding; quinone binding. Bases 1 to 522 code for a protein of 173 amino acids. The record is from RefSeq and is a predicted model, not a curated record.